This is a messenger RNA of Penicillium verhagenii, 465 nucleotides long. RefSeq lists its product as uncharacterized. The transcript has a single exon. Lineage: Eukaryota; Fungi; Ascomycota; Eurotiomycetes; Eurotiales; Aspergillaceae. The record is from RefSeq and is a predicted model, not a curated record. Bases 1 to 465 code for a protein of 154 amino acids.
AUGGAGCGUUUGCAGUCAAAACAACCUAUUCGCGUGUGCAUUUGUCUUACCCAAUCAAACCCAUACUGGGAUGAACCACCAGAAUUAGUGUUGGAAAAGUUUUUGGGAGAGCUGGGCUGCGACUUGACCUACGGCAAUGACGCGAACUUAUUGGUGGAACAAAAAUGGAAUAAACGCAUUUUCUUGAUUUACGACUUCUUUCACGCCAAUUACAAUUAUGAAACAGCACAUCUGCAGACAGAAGCCGAAAUCCCUGUUCUCCAGGUUGACUCUCGCAGGACAAUGAUUAUUCGAAGUGCUGGACCCGCUUUCCAAGCACGAGUCAAUGGCGAUGUCCGUCAGAUACAUAAUUUGAAUGGUUACACUACUAAGCCACCUUACAUCGAUGAUCACAGUGGGGGUAAUAUUCCGGUUCAUAAAGAUCCUCGAGAUACUUCUCUGUUGAUGUACAAUUUGCACCAUUAA